Molecule: messenger RNA, 382 nt
Organism: Anoplophora glabripennis (Asian longhorned beetle)
Lineage: Eukaryota; Metazoa; Arthropoda; Insecta; Coleoptera; Cerambycidae
Exons: 4
Coding region: 47-367 (106 amino acids)
Source: RefSeq, a predicted model, not a curated record
UUAUUUUUUCACGUACCUACAAUUUUCAGCUCUGUUGUUGGGAGCGAUGAAUAUAGCUCACUUGACGUUUGAUGUUGAAACAUAUAUUUGGAAUAUGAUAUAUAUCGCCACAACGGUUGGUAUCCUAGUUUUGGCCACAGUACUGAAGUACGAGGCAACAAAAACCUCGUAUACGCUCUGUGAACAAACGUCGACCUUCUUUGAUGAUUGUAUAGGAACUAGGAGAAACACUCUUCUAAUGCAACUGUUGCACCAAAAAGUUGAUUUGAGGAUCUUCGGACAUUUUGAGGUGCAUUUAAGCAGAGUUUUAUCAGAUCUGCAGGCUUUGGUGAAUUUGUUGAUGUUUGCCACACAAUUUAGAAACUAAAGUAAUGCAGCUAGA